Erpetoichthys calabaricus (reedfish) is the source of this 3477-nucleotide messenger RNA. It is a transcript of the gene cul1b, whose product is annotated as cullin 1b. The transcript is spliced from 22 exons. The record is from RefSeq and is a predicted model, not a curated record. NCBI's taxonomy places the organism in Eukaryota, Metazoa, Chordata, Cladistia, Polypteriformes, Polypteridae. Gene Ontology annotation, biological process: SCF-dependent proteasomal ubiquitin-dependent protein catabolic process; protein ubiquitination. Gene Ontology annotation, molecular function: ubiquitin protein ligase binding. Gene Ontology annotation, cellular component: SCF ubiquitin ligase complex. Bases 530 to 2863 code for a protein of 777 amino acids.
CAAGUUUUCUGAAACACUUUCUGGCGUCGUACUUUUUCUUUACCGCAGCAGAAUCGGCGGCAGCAGAGUAAGGCGCUGUGCUUGGCAUUAGCGAUCAAGUAAGGAAACAAGUAAGAAGGCAACGGACAAAGCAUCGGCAACGAAUUAAACCAAGACAAGAGAGGGUUUUUUACUGUCACGCCUAGGACCUGGAGUCAGAAUCCAAGCCACCUUGAAGUGCGCCAAAUAAAAGAAAGGCAGGCAAUCUAGUAACUCAUACCCGGCCCAGCGUCACAGGCACACACGAUAUGUUCAUUUGAUGAAGAGGCAUCAUAACUUUUGGUUCUUUUGGGAUUUAUCAGAACCCUUUUGUCACUGGUGGAUAUUUUGGUCUCUUUGACCCACCCCCCUUUUUAUUUACUUUUGGGGGGGUGCAUUAGUACUUGCAUCUUAAAACACUGAUCCUAAUGGAGGAUUAAUUUUGUUUUUUGAUUUUACUUAACAUAAAGAAACAUUUGCAGGAAGCAAUUUGAUUAUUAACACCUUAAAAAUGUCAUCUGGCCGAGGUCAGAAUCCUCAUGGACUUAAACAAAUUGGUCUUGAUCAAAUCUGGGAUGACCUUCGUGCAGGAAUACAACAAGUCUAUACUCGACAGAGCAUGGCAAAGUCACGAUAUAUGGAACUCUACACCCAUGUUUAUAACUACUGUACCAGCGUUCACCAGUCAAACCAGGCUCGAGGUGCUGGAGUCCCUUCUUCAAAGCCUUCCAAGAAGACACAGACCCCAGGAGGAGCACAGUUUGUUGGACUGGAACUUUAUAAAAGGCUAAAAGAAUUUCUUAAAAACUACUUGACAAAUCUACUGAAGGAUGGAGAAGACCUGAUGGAUGAAAGUGUACUCAAGUUCUACACGCAACAAUGGGAAGAUUACAGGUUUUCAAGCAAAGUAUUAAAUGGUAUCUGUGCCUACCUCAAUCGACACUGGGUUCGUCGGGAGUGUGAUGAAGGACGCAAAGGAAUUUAUGAAAUAUAUUCACUUGCCUUGGUGACAUGGAGGGAAUGCUUAUUUCGGCCAUUAAACAAGCAAGUCACAAAUGCUGUUUUGAAAUUAAUUGAAAAAGAAAGGAAUGGAGAAACUAUAAAUACAAGAUUGAUUAGUGGUGUUGUCCAGUCUUAUGUUGAACUUGGUCUAAAUGAGGAUGAUGCUUUUGCUAAGGGACCUACAUUAUCUGUCUACAAAGAAUAUUUUGAAUCUCAGUUCUUGGCAGACACAGAGCGGUUUUACACAAGGGAAAGUACGGAGUUCCUGCAGCAAAACCCUGUUACGGAAUAUAUGAAAAAAGCAGAGGCUCGAUUACUAGAAGAACAACGUAGAGUUCAGGUUUACCUACAUGAAAGCACGCAAGAUGAGCUGGCACGGAAAUGUGAACAAGUGUUGAUCGAGAAGCAUCUGGAAAUAUUUCACACUGAGUUUCAGAAUUUGCUAGAUGCAGAUAAAAAUGAAGAUUUGGGCCGAAUGUACAAUCUUGUCUCCAGAAUUACAGAUGGAUUAGGGGAACUGAAGAAACUUCUUGAAACACAUAUUCACAACCAGGGACUAGCUGCUAUUGAGAAGUGUGGUGAAGCUGCUCUCAAUGAUCCCAAGAUGUAUGUACAGACCAUUUUGGAUGUUCAUAAAAAAUAUAAUGCCCUAGUAAUGUCUGCUUUUAAUAAUGAUGCUGGCUUUGUAGCUGCUCUUGAUAAGGCUUGUGGUAGAUUCAUCAACAAUAACGCAGUAACAAAAAUGGCUCAGUCAUCAAGUAAAUCUCCAGAGCUUUUAGCAAGAUACUGUGACUCUCUCUUGAAAAAAAGUUCGAAGAAUCCAGAAGAAGCAGAGUUAGAGGACACCUUAAAUCAAGUGAUGGUUGUAUUUAAGUAUAUUGAAGACAAAGACGUCUUUCAGAAGUUUUAUGCCAAGAUGUUAGCAAAAAGAUUAGUGCAUCAGAACAGUGCUAGUGAUGAUGCAGAGGCCAGUAUGAUUUCCAAGCUAAAGCAAGCAUGUGGAUUUGAAUAUACUUCUAAACUACAGCGGAUGUUCCAGGAUAUUGGAGUCAGCAAAGAUUUGAAUGAACAGUUUAAAAAGCAUCUGUCCAAUUCUGAGCCACUAGACUUGGAUUUCAGCAUUCAGGUUCUGAGCUCAGGAUCUUGGCCUUUCCAGCAGUCAUGUACAUUUGCUUUGCCAUCUGAGCUUGAAAGGAGUUACCAAAGAUUCACUGCCUUUUAUGCGAGUAGACACAGUGGCCGUAAACUAACAUGGCUUUAUCAUCUAUCUAAAGGGGAGCUGGUCACCAAUUGCUUUAAAAAUAGGUAUACACUGCAGGCAUCCACAUUCCAGAUGGCAAUCCUGUUGCAGUAUAACACAGAAGAUAUUUACACUGUUCAACAACUGACAGACAGCACACAAAUUAAAAUAGACAUACUGGUACAAGUUUUACAAAUCUUGUUGAAGUCCAAAUUACUGGUUUUGGAAGAUGAAAAUGCAAAUAUUGACGAGGUGGAAUUUAAGUCUGACACUUUAAUAAAACUUUUCCUUGGAUACAAGAAUAAAAAACUACGGGUUAAUAUCAAUGUGCCAAUGAAAACAGAGCAAAAACAGGAACAGGAAACUACUCACAAAAAUAUUGAAGAGGACAGGAAACUGCUAAUUCAGGCUGCAAUUGUAAGAAUAAUGAAGAUGAGAAAAGUUUUGAAACACCAGCAACUUCUUGCAGAGGUACUUAACCAGCUCUCCUCUAGAUUUAAACCCAGGGUUCCUGUUAUAAAGAAAUGCAUCGACAUACUGAUAGAGAAGGAAUAUUUGGAACGUGUUGAUGGGGAAAAAGAUACUUACAGCUAUUUGGCUUAAAUUUGGUUAUUUUAUUUUUUGUUUUAGUUUUUUUUCUCCUUUUUUUAAAGUGUCUAAGUAAUACAAGUCAUUCCUUAUGACACUUGGCCAAUGUUGAGAUUGACAGCACAGAAUGGAAACAAAAUGGGAAUGCAUACUGAACCUCUGUUGCAGCGAUUCAGCUGCAUAGCUGAAACCUUCCCUGAAACUCGGAGACUGAGAUAACCUACCAGCCCGUGUCCUAACUUCACAGCUGAACUGCUCAGGAUCAAUAUAUACAUUUUGAUAUGUAAAUAUGGACACAGACCUCUACCCUUGUCUAGAAACAUAAGUGAAUUUAAGCCUUCUGUGUGGGGGGUGCAUGCUACUGCCUAUCUGCAUUAAAACAGCCAUUAAAAUAAAAUAUAUGCUCUAAAUAGCAGUUGCAUUUUAAGGAAAGAGAAAUUAAAAUACAAUUAAACAAAACACUUUAAUUUAUUGAACAGGAUGUUGGCAGCACUUUUCAGAGCGCAUAUUGGAAGUUUGAAUGGGCCCUUAGAUGUGUAAUCAGCAUUGUUAUUUGCUAGAAGAAAACCAUUUGUAUAGUGUGGUUCAUUUUUUAAUGUGUGAUACAAUAAAAAUUAAAGAUUUCUUUA